Plasmodium gonderi is the source of this 725-nucleotide messenger RNA. RefSeq names its product variable surface protein. The transcript is spliced from 2 exons. The annotation marks the transcript as partial. Lineage: Eukaryota; Apicomplexa; Aconoidasida; Haemosporida; Plasmodiidae. The record is from RefSeq and is a predicted model, not a curated record.
AUGGGAGGAAAUAUUUUUGGAACAUUAGAUUCAUACUUUUCCUUAUAUAAACACAUUAUGGAUAAUGUUGAUGAUACUCGUAAUAUAUAUAGUAACGAAUGCAAACAUAUCCAGGAAAUGGGCAAAGAAGAUGAUCAUCAUUUAAAGUAUAUAAAACGUAUAUGCCUUAAUUGGUUUCCAUAUUUACUUCAAAUACAAUUUAAAGGUGAAAAGGAAAGAAGAGAAGGAUUACAAUAUAUGUAUUAUUGGCUAUAUAGGUAUUACAAAAAUGAUGAUAUAGUAGAAGAAGAUCUUAAUACACUUUAUAAGAAAUUAAUAACAAGAUAUAAUCAAACUAGUUUUGCCCAGCGAACUGGAAAACCAACUCUACCAGAUGAUAUAAACGGACAACAAUGGGAAAUACUCAUCGAUAUAUGUAAGUUGAAUACAGAACUUAAUAAUAUAAAAAAAUUUUUAUUUGAUUCUUCUGAAAAACAAAUAUAUUGCGAUUAUGCAAAAGGGCGCAUUGAUACAUGUAUGCAGCACAUUGUUGCAUGUAAUUCUAAUUCUAGCCCUACUAUCUGUAAGAUAUUUAUAAAUAUUAAAAAUGAGAUUAAUGAAAUAAUAUUAGAAAAAGGCUGUUAUAAUAUUAAUAAACAAAUAUCUCCUUCAUCAAAUUUUCAAAAUGAAUCGCUGGAUUCAUCCAGGACUAACAAUUCAGGUACUAUUAUAAUUUUUACUGUUUU